This is a messenger RNA of Leishmania mexicana MHOM/GT/2001/U1103, 2418 nucleotides long. RefSeq lists its product as hypothetical. Gene Ontology annotation, molecular function: protein binding. The coding region runs from base 1 to 2418 and encodes 805 amino acids. The record is from RefSeq and is a predicted model, not a curated record. Lineage: Eukaryota; Euglenozoa; Kinetoplastea; Trypanosomatida; Trypanosomatidae. The transcript has a single exon.
AUGCUCUUUGGCAACCUUGAAUGCACUCAGAAAGGUCGAGUGCGGCUGCCUGCGGAGAUUCGAGGCGGCGCCGUCUACGCGGACGACUUUGGUGGCGUCUGGGUGACAUCAGAGGAUGCCCAAGAGGUGUUGUACUACGCACCUGACGCGUUAGCCGCCGCCAUAGAGCAGCAGCAGCGGCAGGCGUGUCCUCCCCUGAGUAUCCACGGCACCUCUGUUGCGCCACUGUCUACCGCGUCUCCGGCCUACGCAGUCGUGUUUCGCUGUGACGCCCAGAAGGGCACGGCAGACGGUGUGACUCGAGAGGAUCGUGUCUACUCGCUGUACUCGCUUAGCCGUCAUGCGUGCGUCGCCGGAAGUUCUCGGCGUGACCUGUGCAUCGUCACAACACGCGGCACGCUGGCAUUUGUUCAAAUGCCAGCCAACCAUUGCCAUGACUCGCCGCUGCGGGAGAUCGCCGCGCAACCAUAUCAGGAGGUGCACCUCGACAUGCAUGUCUGCGCUGCCACUGUCACCAAUGGUGCUGCUCAGAACCUCGUUCUGUGCUGUCACGACGGGGCUUUCACGGAGGUGAUUCGCGUCGUUGUCGUCAGCUCUGCCGAGCAGUUCGACAGCGUUGGCUCUGCUGCCGCUGACAAGGAUUGCGAGGUGGAUGCAACUGGGCUGUUCAGAGUGGAAGGCCGUAUCGAGGCCGUGCUGCAUGAUUCCGUGCUGGAUGUGCUUGUCACGGUCAGCGACACCGGCAAUGUCGACUUCUGGGAUGUGGCUUCCGCAAAGGAUGUGACGGCGAUGUACGGGUCUCUGUCCUGGGACUGCGACCGGUACGGCGCUCCGACGUGUGCACUGCUCUGUCGCAGCCAGUUGUGGGUGGGACUCACAACGGGGCAGUUACUGGUCUUCCCCCUCUCUAAUUGCCCCGGCGGCGCUUCUCCCCCCCUGUUGCACAGCGCUCAGCUUUUACGCGGCCACACGUCGCGCGUGACUGGCCUCAUGAGUAUGUCUCUGGGCACGUGCGUGUGGAGCUGCGCUGCGGACUCAGCUAAGGUGAAUGUGUGGGACGCCGGCACUGCGGCGCUCUGCGGCUCUUUCGUGUUUCCAGAUAGCGGCCUCGUGGCAUGGCAGGCCGGCGCAGCCCACGUGCGCACAGCGCUCUGGGGUAUCGACGGCGCAACCGGCGAACCGAGCCUUCUGCAGGUCACUCAAUCGCUAUCAGACCCCAACGGCACGCAGGCGAGGACGCGAGAGGAGACGCGUGCGCAGCACCACAAUGAGGCUCUCCUGCACGCAUACCAAGUCUUCUGGCGAUCAAUGGCGCGGACACUUCGUCGCCUGCUGCUCGGUGAUGCCAAGGAUGCUGACGCGGGGGCUGAGGAGGCUAUGCCGACGGCACUGCAGCUCAUUUGGCAAGAUGCGAGCGGCGCCGGCGAUAACAGGGACGUCCUCGAUGCGAUUCAUGCCAUGUGUGAUACCUUGCGACGACUUCGUGCUGCACACCGCAGAUGGGAUCCCGAGGGCAGUGACUGCACUAGAGAUCUCCCGUCGUUGAUGGAGGCUUAUGUCACGUGGUAUGAGGAGCAGGGACGUGUCUCACGCGAGGUGGAGGCGUUGCUGCGCGCCUUGAACGCGUGCAGCUCCGAAGCGACAUGCCUCACGUCACUUGAGGACGUUGAAGAGGAAGUGAUGCUGCUUCGUGUGCGCGUGGACGAGCUUCAGUUCGAGUUGGCACAGGUAAGCGAGCGCCGCGACAGCGAUGCUGUCCACAAGGGAGUUGCAGCGGCUACCGAAGACCCCAUCGCAGUGGAGCUGCAGGACGCACAGGCAGCGCUGCGUGACAAGAUGGAGGAGAACCGGGAGUUAAAGGCCCAGCUGAGCGAGGCGCAGCGCGAGGUGGCGUCUCUCACCUCCCAGCACGCACGUACGCAGCAGCUACUGGAAGCCUCUGAUGAGCAAGUGGAGCAGCUGAAGCGGUCACUGCUAACCGCCAAGAGGGCGGCCGAGGUGAAAGUGUCUGAUGUCUCGUCCAUGUUUGAGAUGGAGUCGAGGCUGCAUGAGUCGCAGGGCGUCAUCGCCGAGCUCUCUGCCAAGGUGGAGACGCUCCUGAACGAGGCGGAUGUGGCGAGGGUGUCGCUGCGGGCGUUCGAGGAACGGCAGGCGGCCGCCAAGGAGGUACUGCAGCGAGUUCUGCGCACUCAGAAUGACCUCGCUGACGAUGUUGGGACGCUUGUUGACGACGUGAGUGCGGCGAUUGUGACCUUCAAGAAGUGCCACCGCGCUUCUCUCACAGAGCACGCUGUUGCUUUAGUUGGGGUAGUAGAGGAGGCGAUGUACCGACUUGAGUUGUCAGUGGAGAAGCGACUGCGAGAUGAGCAGUUGUGGUUUCAGUCCCUCUCCCAUGGGCUGAAGGCCGCUAUGACGUGA